AUGGAGAAACCACAAAAAAUGCCGAAAGUGGCGAAAGUAAAGAACAAAGCACCAGCAGAGAUUCAAAUUACUGCAGAGCAGCUUCUUCGUGAAGCCAAAGAAAGAGAUUUAGAAAUUUUACCACCACCGCCAAAACAAAAAAUUUCUGAUGAAGCAGAGUUAGCAGACUAUCAGCAGAGGAAAAGAAAAACAUUCGAAGAUAACUUGAGAAAGAAUCGAAGCGUUGUGAGCAACUGGAUCAAGUAUGCACAAUGGGAAGAAUCUCAAAAAGAAAUCAAACGAGCUCGCUCAAUCUGGGAGCGUGCUCUUGACAAUGACCAUCGCAACAUAACAAUAUGGCUGAAAUAUGCUGAAAUGGAAAUGAAGAAUAAACAAAUUAAUCAUGCACGAAAUCUUUGGGAUCGAGCAAUAACCAUCAUGCCACGAACCAAUCAAUUCUGGUACAAAUAUACUUAUAUGGAGGAGAUGCUGGAAAAUGUUGCUGGAGCUCGUCAAGUAUUUGAACGUUGGAUUGAAUGGCAACCUGAAGAACAAGCUUGGCAAACUUACAUUAACUUCGAACUGAGAUACAAGGAACUCGAUAGAGCACGAAACAUUUACGAACGAUUCGUAAUGGUUCAUCCUGAAGUUAAAAAUUGGAUAAAAUAUGCACGAUUUGAAGAAGCUCAUGGAUUUAUUAAUGGAGGCAGAAGUGUGUAUGAAAGAGCUAUCGAGUUCUUUGGUGAUGAUUACAUUGAUGAACGACUUUACACAGCUUUUGCCAAGUUCGAAGAAAAUCAACGUGAACAUGAUCGAGCAAGAGUCAUUUACAAAUAUGCUUUAGAUCAUCUUCCAAAAGACAAAUCGAAUGAGAUCUACAAAGCUUACAGUAUCCAUGAGAAGAAAUUUGGUGACAAAGCUGGCAUUGAAAAUGUGAUAACAUCGAAAAGAAAGUUCAAAUACGAACAGGAAAUUUCUGAAAAUCCAACAAAUUAUGAUGCUUGGUUUGAUUAUCUUCGAUUGAUUGAAAAUGAAGGCGAUUUAGAAGCAACAAGAGAAACAUAUGAACGAGCUAUUGCAAAUGUUCCGCCUGCAAAUGAUAAAAACUUUUGGCGUCGUUACAUUUAUUUAUGGAUUAAUUAUGCACUCUACGAAGAACUUGAAACUGAAGACAUUGAACGAACACGACAAAUCUACAAAACACUUCUAGAACUUAUUCCACAUAAAGUGUUUACAUUUAGCAAAAUUUGGCUUCUCUAUGCUCAAUUUGAAAUUCGACAAAAGAAUCUUCAAGUUGCAAGAAAAAGUCUCGGAAUGGCGAUUGGAAUGUGUCCACGAGAUAAAAUUUAUCGUGGAUAUAUCGAGCUUGAGAUUCAGUUAAGAGAGUUCGAUCGUUGUCGCAUUUUAUAUGAGAAAUUCUUGGAAUUCAAUCCUGAAAAUUGCAUAACUUGGAUGAAAUUUGCUGAACUUGAGACACUUCUUGGUGAUGUUGAGAGAGCAAGAGCUAUUUAUGAACUUGCUGUAGCACAACCACGAUUGGAUAUGCCGGAACUUUUGUGGAAAGGUUUCAUCGAUUUUGAAGUGUCGCAAGGUGAGAUUGAACUUGGGCGACAACUCUACGAACGUCUUUUAGAACGAACUGGACAUGUGAAAGUUUGGAUUUCUUAUGCAAAGUUUGAGUUGACAUCAGAAGCACAGGAAGAAGGGAUGAAUGUGUCACUUGCUAGAAGAGUUUACGAGCGUGGCAAUGAAUGUCAACGAAAUUUAAACGAUCGUGAAGCUCGAGUGUUGAUUCUUGAAGCUUGGCGUGACUUUGAAAAGUCAAACGGAGAUGAAGAUUCAAUCAAAAAAGUUAUUGAAAAAAUGCCACGACGAGUUAAGAAGCGUCAAAAGAUUGUCUCAGAAACAGGCGAAACCGAAGGUUGGGAAGAAGUUUUCGAUUACAUUUUCCCAGAAGACGAAUUGGCCAAACCGAAUCUUAAACUUCUUGCUGCUGCUAAAAACUGGAAGAAAGUUCGCGUUGAUGACCCAAAAGCAGUUGAAAGUAAUUCAAGUCAAAACGAAGAUGAAGAUUCAGAGUCUGGUUCAAGUUCUUCCGAAAAUGACGACGAAGAAAAUGAUUAAAUUUUUUUUAAAUUCUAAGUUUAAAGAUAAAAAUAAAAGUAAAUUUAAUUAAACUAAAAUUAAUUCGUUU
This is a messenger RNA of Clunio marinus, 2173 nucleotides long. NCBI's taxonomy places the organism in Eukaryota, Metazoa, Arthropoda, Insecta, Diptera, Chironomidae. The record is from the annotation of a GenBank genome assembly.